Messenger RNA from Monomorium pharaonis (pharaoh ant), 1842 nucleotides. RefSeq lists its product as uncharacterized. Gene Ontology annotation, biological process: proteolysis. NCBI's taxonomy places the organism in Eukaryota, Metazoa, Arthropoda, Insecta, Hymenoptera, Formicidae. Gene Ontology annotation, molecular function: serine-type endopeptidase activity. The record is from RefSeq and is a predicted model, not a curated record.
AGAUUCGCUUUGUCUUCACGGUCUACCAGAAGAAGCACCACGAAGACGGAUGUCCGUCUGUCGCCGUAUGACUCACGAAUCACCCCACCGGUGGUUCACGCGACCGGGCCCAGCAUCCCCGAAAGGGACGGCUUGUAUAUAAGAUUCGUGACGACUUCGGUAAAAGCACAGACCGAGGCGUCACACAGGGAGAAAGUGUUCGGCUAGAGAGCGAGAGUCCCAGUAUAAGACGCGGUCGCGGACCGAGAAAAUCAGUUUAUCGCGGGUACAUCCGGAGACACGAUCAGGAUGAGGACCCAGUUCAUCCUGAUAGCUUGCUUGGCUAUAGCGAGACAAGUACUUGGUACUCAAGUAUACGAGACGCCGAAUGACUCUUCGCAACAAGAAUGGCGGCCGUGGAAAAACGAUGACUCUAUCGAAACGCCGAAAGGAGAACAAGAAAAGUAUCGUCCUGUCACAUUCGACGGCCCUGACGCGCAACAGAAAGAGUCGCAGCAACAACCAUUGUUUUAUAAUGCGAAUAUUCAAUCGGGCGCCAGCGGAGUGGCCGAUGUCGUUAGUCAGCAAUCGGUUGACUCUGUAAUCGACAAUAUUCUCGUAUCUAAUCGGCAAGGCCGCAAUCUCGAGGGAUACGAUGAAAUCUACUCUGAUCCUAACGUAAAAAAUGCUCUGCAGCUCGGCAAUGAUACGAUCGCACGUACUUACAUCAGGGACAAACUCUGCUCCCUCGGAUUGAUGAACUGCGAGGAUGCGGAAGGACGACGCCCUUACUACUCUCCGCAUCGUGAUAUUUAUCCGCACGACGUUAUCUACGCACAACCGGUGACCAUCAAGCCGGUAGGCCGUCCACUCCCGGCUAUACCCGUGAAACGGCCUUACGGCCCACCAAAACCCGUGCCACUGCCUCCGAGUUUCGGCUCCCCGUUGGGACCCAACGUUUAUCCUGGACCUGGACCAACGUUCGGUAGACCACCUCCACCCAGCUUCGUAGGACCUUAUCCCGGAUAUAAAAAACCUGGUCUCCCACCCCCUUUCGUGAACAAACCUAUUUACGAACCUGGCAUUGACGUCGAUUCUGAUUUCGAGGACAAGUUUAUCGAUAAGAAGCAGGUGGUCUUGCACCAGCCGAAUUCCGUCGGCGUUCAACAGCACGUUCAUCAUCAUUAUCAUCACGGGGACGCCGCUGGCGUUGCGCACAACCCCCCCGUGGUUACGUCACCUUCAUUCGGUGGUAGCGGCCUCGGCAGUUACGGUUACGGAAACAGCGGCACUUAUGGCACCACGUUCAACGAUUUCGAGGAUUACAAGAAAGCGUUCAAAAUCAAAACGCCCACGAGUAAUAGUGGCCCGUCGUUCUCUUCCUCGUCCCCGGUAAAGAGUUACGCCGAUCGUUAUCCCGCUUACGAGAAACCGAAUGGCAAGCAGUUUGCUUCCGGUGGACAGCUCGGCGCCAAUAAUCAAUUCCUGGGGAACGGUGGUUACGACGGCGAUUAUCCGUUCAACAACGGCGCCGAUAGUAGCUUCGGUUCCACGUCUUACGAGGAUUGCGUAUGCGUGCCGUACGAUCAGUGUGCCACAAUCAAUCACGUCGGUCGCAAGGACGAUCUCUACUUGGCAAUCGAUCCGCGCAAUCUCGACAAGGACAUCGAGGCUGAAACUGUAGUGAUCACCGACGGUAACGGCACAAUGAGCGUAGUCAGGGUGCCCAAGGGAGUGAACACGACCGAGCAGAUCGAGCAGACGAAAAACGAGGAGACGAAGGAAGCGGCCGGAGAAGUUACAAAGCGAAGUAGCAGGGAUGUCAAGCACGCUACUAAAGACGACAAGCAGGAGAUACAAGAA